Molecule: messenger RNA, 3530 nt
Organism: Odobenus rosmarus divergens (Pacific walrus)
Lineage: Eukaryota; Metazoa; Chordata; Mammalia; Carnivora; Odobenidae
Gene: CCDC120
Product: coiled-coil domain containing 120
Exons: 8
Coding region: 39-1925 (628 amino acids)
Source: RefSeq, a predicted model, not a curated record
UGUCCAGCGAUCAGCCACUGCCUCUCGACGGCACCAGGAUGGAAGUCAAAGGUCAGCUGAUCAGCUCUCCCACCUUCAGUGCCUCAGCUGCCCUGUUCGGAGAGGCUGCCCCCCAGGUGAAGUCAGAGCGUUUGCGGGGACUGCUUGACCGGCAGCGAGCCCUGCAGGAGGCCCUGAGCCUGAAACUUCAGGAGCUCCGCAAAGAGCUGACCGGCCAGCUGCCCCCCGAGUGCCCGCUGGAGCCUGGGGAACGGCCUCAGCUGGUCCGCCGGCGGCCCCCUGCCGCCCGAGCCUACCCUGCGUCGCACCCCAACCCGGCACACCGCUCCUUGUGCCCUGCUGAGGAGCUGGCUCUCGAGGCCCUGGAGCGCGAGGUGUCCGUGCAGCAGCAGAUCGCGGCCGCCGCCCGCCGCCUGGCCUUGGCCCCCGAGCUGAGCGUCGAGCAGCGCCGCCGCCGGCGCCAGGUGCAGGCAGAUGCGCUGCGGAGGCUGCACGAGCUGGAAGAACAGCUGGGGGACCUCCGGGCCCGCCUCGGCCUCCCGGGGCUCCCCCCGCCACAGCCCCUGGCCCUGGCCGCGGGGGCGGUCAUCACCGCCCAGGGAAUGUGCCUGGGCACGCGCCUCGCUCAGCUCAGCCAAGAGGACGUAGUUCUGCACUCGGAGAGCAGCUCCCUCUCAGAGUCUGGGGCCAGCCAUGAUAAUGAGGAGCCCCGUGGCUGCUUCCCUCUGGCCGAGCGCCCCUCACCACCCAAGGCCUGGGACCAGCUGCGGGCCGUAUCUGGGGGCAGCCCUGAGCGGCGAAUCCCAUGGAAACCACCCCCGUCAGAUCUUUACGGGGAUCUGAAGAGCCGGCGGAACUCUGUGGCCAGCCCCACCAGCCCGACGCGCUCGCUGCCCAGGAGUGCCUCCAGUUUUGAGGGGCGAAGCGUGCCCGCCACCCCUGUCCUCACCCGGGGCGCUGGCCCCCAGCUCUGCAAACCCGAAGGCCUGCAUUCUCGCCAGUGGUCCGGCAGCCAGGACUCCCAGAUGGGCUUCCCCCGGGCAGAGCCUGCCUCCGACCGCGCCUCCCUCUUUGCAGCCCGCACCCGUCGCAGCAACAGCUCCGAGGCCCUGCUUGUGGACCGGGCGGCCGGUGGGGGAGCUGGCUCCCCGCCUGCGCCUCUGGCUCCCCCUGCCGCUGGCCCCCCGGUCUGCAAGAGCAGCGAGGUGCUGUACGAGCGCCCCCAACCGACCCCUGCCUUCUCCUCCCGCACAGCUGGCCCCCCAGACCCUCCCCGGGCUGCCCGGCCUAGCUCAGCUGCCCCUGCCUCCCGUGGGGCCCCUCGGCUCCCGCCCGUGUGCGGGGACUUCCUCUUGGACUAUUCCCUGGACCGGGGCCUGCCCCGUAGCGGCGGCGGCGGCGGCGGCGGGCCAGGCUGGGGGGAGCUGCUGCCUGCAGCUGAGGUCCCAGGACCUCUCUCCCGCCGGGAUGGGCUCCUCACCGUGCUCCCAGGCCCACCACCCGUGUAUGCAGCUGAUGGCAGCAGCCCCCUCCUCCGCAGCAAGGACCCCCACGCCCGUGCUGCCCGCACCAAGCCCUGCGGCCUGCCCCUGGAGGCCGCCGAGGGGCCGGACGUGCAUCCGAACCCUCUGCUGUGGAUGCCCCCGCCCACCCGUAUCCCCCCAGCUGGGGAGCGCAUCGGCCACAAGAACCUUGCCCUGGAGGGGCUGCGGGACUGGUACAUCCGCAACUCGGGACUGGCCGCCGGGCCGCAGCGGCGGCCUGUGGUCCCCCACGUGGGCCCGCAGCACCCGCCCUUCCUCCACGCCCGCUGCUAUGAGGUGGGCCAGGCGCUGUACGGGGCCCCCAGCCAGGCGCCGCUCCCGCACUCGAGGAGUUUCACGGCACCCCCUGUCUCCGGCAGGUAUGGGGGGGGCUUUUACUGAUGGGUAGGGGUCUCUUGAGGCAGAUGGCAAGCCAGUCACGGUAGCUAAAGACUCAGACCGGGAGAGAACUGGCUGCCGCCUCGGCCCGGGGUCCUGGGCCCUGCCUGACCUGCAUGAGUCUAUGGGGUCUCGGUGGAGGGGUGUCUUGGGCCCCUGGCAGUGGCGGCAGUUGUCUACCAAGCUGUAGAAGAAUUCCAGUAUUUGAACAAAACAGUGCAUGUCAGCUGAAAAUGAGCCUUGAAAGCAGGGUGCUGGGAGGAAGGGCCUCCCGGGCCCCUCGCCUCUCUCUUCUGCCUUUGGCCGUGCCCCCACGCUUGCGAGCCUAAAGGUGCUGUCCUGUGCCUGCCUCCGCCUCUUUAACGAGCCUCUUUUCCUCUCUUUCUGUGUCUUGUCCGUCUUUUCCUCUCUUCUCUGUCUUGCCACCCUGUCCGGAUUCCUGCUCCCCCUUCUAAAGAUACUACGCGGACUUCCUGUACCCCCCGGAGCUGAGCGCUCGUUUAAGUGACCUGACGCUAGAGGGGGAGCAGUCCUCCAGUUCUGACCCCCAGACCCCGGGGACGCUGGUCUGACCCCUUCUGAUAUGCCCCUUGUUGGCCUGGGCACGACUUUAAUCUGGGGGAGCGCACAGCUGACCUCGCUGAACCCUGGGGUGUGGUUGCUGUCAGUCCUGGGGGGGUGCCGACCUGAUCUUCCAAGGCCCCUGGCUCCUCGUGGACCCACAAAGGUGUCUGAUACCCUGCUUCCCCUCUCACACUGUGCUGGGAACUGGGACCCUCAGCCAGCUUAAAAGAGGGGCAAUGGUGUAACGGGGACUCCAGGCCCCUUCCUCCAUUUCUGUUUACACUUGUGAUUUAGGUCUUCACUGUCUUCCCCCAACACUAGACGUUUUAUAAAAGGGAAACUGUGAUCUCGUCCUGGUUGGGUUCGUUCCUGUCCCCACGUCCAGCCCGUUCCAUUCAGGAAACCCCACCCCCCAAAAUAAACGGACCAUAUAGGGUCUCAGGGCCCUUUUCGGGGCAGCCAGGAGACACUGGUGUGAACAGAACUCCCUGCCACCCCCCACCAGGCCAGUUCUUGGGGAGGUGGGCUCUCUGCCCACAUUUGGAAGGACUGAAGGCUGGGUAGGGGGCUUGGGCUCAUUUUCCUACCCCCAGGGGCACCCGAGGGAGCCCCAGUCCUUGUCUGCCUGUCUGUGCCCGCUGCCUCUGCCCGCAGGAUGAGAUGGCCCAGCCUCCGCCCUGCCUAGCCCAGUCAGGCAGUCGGCCCUGCGGGAGGGCCCAAGGGCAGAGCCACCGGGUGUGUUGCGUCCUGGGAUGCUGCGGUGGUGGAGCCUGGCAUCUGGUCGAUGCCAGUAAAAUCCUCAGGUGACGGUUGGCCAAAAGCUGCGUCACGUCUUCCUUGGCUUUCUUUCCACCCACCACUUUUUAAAACAAAUCUACACAAGCUGUGUUUUCUAUGAUACCUAUCUGUGACUUUCUGGAGCUGGGGGUCCCCCUACCUCCUUUACCUGGUGUUAAACUUUUCUUUUUCUACCAGUGGAUCUGGGCCCAAGACACUACCCACACUGGAAGGGGAUUUCUAUAAUAAAUGUGUAAACCGAACCCA